Molecule: messenger RNA, 4599 nt
Organism: Aspergillus fischeri NRRL 181
Lineage: Eukaryota; Fungi; Ascomycota; Eurotiomycetes; Eurotiales; Aspergillaceae
Exons: 4
Coding region: 1-4599 (1532 amino acids)
Biological process (GO): regulation of transcription by RNA polymerase II
Cellular component (GO): mediator complex
Molecular function (GO): transcription coregulator activity
Source: RefSeq, a predicted model, not a curated record
AUGAAUCCCGCGAACUUCCCCAAUGUUGGCGGGGGCAUGCCUGGCGGAGCCAAUCCGCACGGCCAGACGCAGAUGCCGCAGAGAAAUGAAAAUGCAUCGGUUAUAAUGAACCAGGUGGCUCAGGCGCUUCAAGCCCAGGGUCCUUUUAGCGGUUGGAGAGCGGAAGUUCCGAUUAAAGACCGAGCUGUCAAGGUCUAUCAGAUGAUUACAUCCCUUCGGUUGAUUCAGCCACGAAUUGAUUUUCAGAGCGCGGCUCAAGCUGCAAUGAGCUUUGAGCAGAAAGCAUUCAAAGACGCCAGGGAAAAAGUCGACUACGACAAGGAAUGCAACGAGAAGUUAAUCCACAUACGAGACACUAGAGCAAGACAAGCCGCAGUUAUGCAGAAUGGGAUGAUGCCCCAAGGGCCCGCUGCAGGUAUGCCUGGGGUAGGGCAGAAUGGAUUUCCUCAGCAGUUGAACCGUCCUGUGCAGGCAUCUCCAAUGCCAGGCCAACAGCAGAUGCCGAUCGGCAUCAACGAUCCUACACAACAAGCUGCAAUUCAACAGCGCCAACAGCAACAGCAGCAGCAGUCACAACAACAGCAACAGCAGCAACAGUCGCAGCAGAAUCAGGCUAUGCUCCAGCAGCAGCGUGCGCAACAACGACCGGGCGGCAAUGCUUCCCUGCCUGACGAUCUCAAUACCCUCUCUGCUCAAGAAUAUGAGCAUGUCUGUCGGAUAGCCAAUCAGAUCCUUGCCAAAACGCCCCAGGAAGAUAUGGAGAAAAUUCGCAUGAACCUACAGAAUAUGACACCGGAACAAAGACAAUACCUUACCCGAAAGAACAUGGAUCCAAUCACGUACUUCUUCCGUUGCCAGGCUUUGAAUCAACUCAGAAGGCAUAAACGGAACCGCAUGGAAAUGGCACGAGCGCAGAGCGCCGGUGUCGAUCCCAAUGGGGCCAUGAUGACAGAUCCCAUGAUGAAUCCGCAGCAGCGACAGAUCUUUCAGAAUAUGAUGACCUUUCAGCGCAAUUCGGGAUUUCCCAUGGGCAACCAACAGAGCCUUGAUCCGUCGUCGUUCAUUGGUAACGUGGAAAAUAUCCAGGGCCAGCAAGCGGAUGGGUUGCGUUCCCAAGAAGCAGGUCAGCUAGUGGUGCCUGCCAGUUCUUCCCAAAUGAAUCAACAGCCAUACACUGCUCCUCAGAACAUGUUCCAAGUGGGCCAGCAGAUGGGUCAAGGGGGUCAGACCAACCUCAAUGGCGCCUCUAUCAGCCCUCAGUUUCUCGCGGCCCAGCACCUGCAGAACCCUCAGAACGUCCAGCAGGAUCGAAAUCAGCAGGCAGCACAGUUCCAGCCUCAGCCCCAGGCGCAAACCCAAGCGCAAGCACGAGCUCAAGCAGCUCAGAAAGCACAAAUGGCGAUAUCGCAAGCAGGCCAGGCUAAUCCACAAAUGCAGCAACAACUAUCUCAAAGUCCCGCUAUGCCGAUGUUGAACCGUCCCAUGCCGCCUGGGCAGAUGUCCCCAGGGCAAGUGGCCGCACAAGUCCGGCCGCCGUCGCGGGCUCCCGGGAUGGGACAACAGCCCAAUGGCGUGCAGGGUCUUGCUGGACAGCCCGGAAUGCAAGGUCGACCCCAGAUUCCUCCUGGUCUGCCACCCGCGGCGCACGAACAGCUGGCUCAAAUGACUCCUGAACACCUUAAUGCUUUUCUUUUAAAUCAGCAGCGCCGUGCUCUCGCAAACAACCAAGCUCUCGCAAGAGCAAAUGCUGGUCAGCAACCGUUGCCCAUGCAGCAGAAUUUGUCGCAACCCGGCCAGAAUCAGCAGAUGGUGAACAAUCAGAUGGGUAAUAAUCAGAACAUGCGCGCGUCUCUCGGACUGCAACAGCAACUGGCCGGAAUGAACGGUGGACAAAUGCCCAAUCAGAUGCUCGCGGGACAGCAGAUGUCGGCUCAGCAACGGCAACAGCAACAGAGGCAGCACGACUUGUACAAGCUGCAACUCCUUCGGCAGCAGAGUGGGAGCAUAGAGAUGACGCCUGAUCAGGUCAAGGAGAUGGAUCGCAUUCAGUUCCCUCCUGCGAUCCUCGCUAACAAUCCGAAUAUGGUUUCCCCAGUCCCGAAGCAUAUCAAGACCUGGGGUCAGUUGAAACAAUGGGUGGCUGCAAACCCGCAAGCUCUUGGCGGAGUUGAUUUGCAGAAACUCAUGACUUUGCAGAAGCUACAUCUUGCCCAGAUUGUAGCUCAAGGGAAAGAAGGAGCCGUCCGUAACAUAGAUCAGAAUGGCCAGGGCAACUGGGGACAGAUGAUGUCUUUUCAGGGACAACCCCAGCAGUUUGUGAAUCCACAAGCGUUUCAGGCGGGCCAGCAGCAAGUACCAAUGAACAUGCCGGCGUUGAGGCCGGUCACCGCCACUGAAAUCCAAAUGGCUCGCCAGCGCUUGGGUGCUCAAGUGGCCAACUACUCCGACGACCAGCUCCGCGAGAUCAUCCUUCGGAACAGGCAGAAACAACUGAUGCAGAUGGCCCAGAGUCGAGCAGCCCAGGCUUUAGCCGCGCAGAAUAUGAACCAAAACCAGCAGAACCAAACGGUGCAACAACCUCCGUUGACGGGGCCUCCUACCACUUCUCAGGCCAAGCAGGGUCCUCAGCAGCCCACCCCACCUCAAAACCAACAAAACCAAACUGCCAAGGCUCAAAAUACGGCGGCUGCGAAGGGCGCAAAGGGCUCGGCUCCCAAACAGGGCACCAAGCGCAAAUCAGCCGCUGAAGAGCCUACAGAAGCCCAAGCAGCACCGGUCUCAAAGACAGCCCAGCCUACUACUACUCAAGGGGGAGUAUCGGCACCGCCUUCUAGACCCAAUAUGGCUAUCACGCCCGAGCAACUGGCUGCAAUGACCCCUCAGCAACGCAUGCAGUUAGCGCAACUGCGCAGACAACAAGGUCAACAACGGGUUCCGAUCAGUAGAGCAGCGGCGGAGGAAGCAUGGAACAACCUACCCGAGAAGAUUCGACAGCUCUACAACGAUAUCGCGAAGAAUGCGCCUGCAGCGGAACCUGUUGCCCUUUCACCUGAGCAGAAAGCUGCCAUGACCCAGCAACUUCGUGAAUGCACCGACAUGCUUGGUAGAAUGGACACUCUUGCCCAAUGGUUCUCAAAAAUCCCUGGCCAGGAGAAGAACGUUCGCAGUUUACUUGCAAUGCGUAUACAAUUAAUGAGGCAAUUUAAACCCGGCCCGGACUGGACGAUCAAUGACCACUUUACCAUUGCUCCAGAGUAUCUUAGCGGCACCAUCAAUUACAUCCGGAAGCUGUUCCACGCUAUGAUCACUCGGGUGAACCAACAGCAAAACCAACCUUCUGGCCAGCGGCCGAGUAGCGUGCCACAAGGAUCCUCUACCAUGCCGCAGCCCAAUCAAAACAAUAUGCCUGCUCUAAACGCAAGUAACUUGCAGCAGCUUCAACAACAGGAAGAGGCUCUCCAGCGAGCCCGAAGAGCCUCAAGCCAGGCUGCUUCGGCAACCUCUGCAGUGCCGCAGCCACCUUUUGGAGCGCCAUCUCCCCAGGGGGUUCCGCACGUUUACGGCCCGGGAAGCAUUCCGCCCGAGAAGUUGAAGAUUCCUCCUUCGAAGAAGAGGAAGCAGUCUCACCCUGGCGGGACUCCAACCCAAAGUCAAGCUCCUGGCACGCCAGCCUCGAAGUUGCAGGCGGCUAAGCAGGCCGUGCCUGAUGCUAAAACAACUGCCCUAGUCCUGGGUGGCCCAUUCAAAUGCAGCGUCAUUGAGUGUCAGCAUCACCAUCUCGGGUUUGCGACUCAGGAUGCACUUGACAAACAUGUCGAAGAAAGCCACAAGGUGGAGGAGCCGAUCAAUGAUCCUCUCGAGUUCGCCAUUGAAAGCUUCCACACUAGCCUUUUGAAGGACGAAGAAGGAGCACAACCUCAGGAUCUCACGAAGGACCUUCUUACCACCGGUAUCGUUCCGUCUUCCGCAAAGCAUGAAGUCAAAGGUGAACCAAUCGCUCCUAAUACUACCGGUGUGGGUCGCGCGCCCGGACCCCCUGGCACUAAGCCCGCUUCUCCUGGUUCGACUCAGCAGACUCCUCGUACAACUGCGGCCAAAGUUCCCACCUCGUCGGCGCUCAAGCCAAGCCCGAGCAAGGACGGUAAGAAGGAGGCCGUAAAGCCGGUGGAUCAGUCCGCGCCAUCUGCUGCAGUUACCAAGGAUCCUUGGGCAGAUAGCACCAUUUCUCUCGAGGCAAUUCAAGAUACGUUCAUGGAUUUCGGCGGCGAUUCAGGCUUUGGCUUUGGGUCUAUGGAUGAGUUCAUCAACCCUGAAAUGUUCGCCAAUGCCCAGUCUGAGGAUACCCCCGACUCUGUCGAAACUGGCGUUGCUACGCAGACGCCAAAGGAUAGCGAGGUUCCAAAGAUCCAAGAUGCUACCGGCAAGUUUGAUGUCUCUGAUGAUAGCUGGAUCCCGAUGGACUGGAUCAAUGUUCCUUCACGUUUUGAAGACGCGCUCGUGGUUAAUGACUCCUGGGAGAAUUUCGAUUGGGGGACAGUUGACCUGAACAACGGGGCCAUGACUGUUGACGACAAUGGCAUUGCCAUCUAUGCCAUGUAA